Molecule: messenger RNA, 3671 nt
Organism: Vavraia culicis subsp. floridensis
Lineage: Eukaryota; Fungi; Microsporidia; Pleistophoridae
Exons: 1
Coding region: 1-3621 (1206 amino acids)
Source: RefSeq, a predicted model, not a curated record
AUGGCAAUCUUCGAGUUCUUGAAGAACCUCUCCAUAUUCGGGAAACGCAAACAUGAAAGUGUUCAAGGGCGGAAAAGAGCGCGGACGAGCAGUGGAAUAAACGGUGAGGAAAUUGGAAAGGAGCUGAACGCUCUGGUACUUAAAGCAAAGAAAAACCAGAAAAGGGCAAAAAGACGGAAGCGAAAGGUGGAGCAGAAGAACGAAGGGGCAGACAAGGAUACAAAAUGUGAAGGAUUGAAACUUUUUACCAUUGGCAGUGAUGAUUCGUCUGAACACGAUGGGAACGGUCCAAGGGUUGAGAGCGUUGAACCUAAUCAGAUAAUUGACUUUGAUGAAUGGCAUCGCGAGAAGAAAGUGGAACCGUGGAACGUAUAUGCGAUGAGGGUUGAGAGAGCAAAAAAGAUCUUGGGCAACUUUGUGGAGUACAAAAGGUUUGUAACGAUUGAGCAUCAGAAACUCUUCGGAGACGAUAGCAGAAUAUUCCAGGACUUGAAGAGAAAGAAGGUAUGGGACAUGAACAGGAAUGUGAAGAGUAUUUACAUUGAUCACCGGCACAGAGAUGAUGAAGACACCAUCAUCAAAGAUGAGAUCGAGUGCAUCAAGUGUUUGGAGUACAGGCUGUAUCAGGAGGUGGGUGAAGAAGUGAAAGGGAAGAUAAGACUUGCUUUACAACGCCUAUCGCAUCACAUGUACUGUGACCGUUCGGUCUUGCUGAAGAGGCUGAACAAGCCAAAGUUGGAUCUCAUCAUGGACAUAAGAAAUAUUCUGAUAGGACAGCUUGAGGAAUUUGGAUGCGCAUACCACGGUAAACCGGAAAAUAACCUUGCGAAUAAAAUCUGCCGGUUUGACGAUUCGGUGGAGUACAAGGAAGACGAACCGCCGCGGUAUAGAAACGGCAAGCCGGUGAUUACGUUCGAAAGGCCGGAAGGGAGUAGGUACGAACAUGCAACUAAGAUGAGGGAACGGGCCCGGUACUGCAAGAGACUUAGAGAGCGGCUUUUUGUGAAUGAUUACAAAAAGAUUACAGGGUUUGAUUAUGUUCCUCGGAUUUAUCCAUGUCCACCGGAUAAGUAUGUGCCGGUUGCGAGGUGUCUGGCGACCUGUCCAUUCGUUGGACCGUUGAAUUACAUGCUUAAGCAGUACGGCUGGCCUGAAAAAGAUGUGCGUCUCCACACAUUUUUUGGGUACGAUCUGGACAAUGGAACACGGGUGCUUGACUGCGGGUGUGAGGCGAUCAGUAAACGUGGGGCUGCGUACGUUUACAGCAACAAGUCAAGAGAUGACUACAAGAAACUCUGUGAAGAGAACGAGGCGUUGAGAAGGGAGCUAGAAGAGCUCAAAGGCAAGCAUGCAAAGUUCGCGGAUCCCGUGGUUACCGAGGUAAAACCGGUGGUAAGGCCCGUGAUGAAAGAUGAUGCUGCAAGGCUUGACGAGGUGAAGAGCACAACGGACGGCAAGCCAUAUCAGUACUUGAUACCGACAAGAAAGGAUCCACCCAGUGCGCUCGAAGUAAAGCUGAGUGGUGCUGUUCUUGUCAAAAGGAGCAAAGAAGAAACACAAAAAGAAAGAGAAAUUGUGAAGAAACUCGAAAAUUUUGAUGUUUACCAUGGAAACCCGGCGGAUUACCACUCUGAAGAUUACAACAGAGAUGAGCUCGUGCCGCCAAUAUUUCACACCAAGCCUAAGCAUGCAAAGGACAAGGCGCAGGGUGAACCAGUCCAGGAGGAGGUAAAGACUGGAAAUAUGGUUAAGAGAGUGGAGGAAGCUGUUGGUAAUGCAAAGCCUGCUGAUAAAGAGACAGUUGUUGAAAGGGAGCGUGCAUCUGGGCGUGCAGAUCAGAAAGUAAUGCGGGAUAAAAGCGCAGGAGCCACCACUUCGAACACCGACAGCACCUGUCAUGAAACUGCCGGUACGGGUGCUCAUAGUGACAAUGUUAACCUCUUCGCUGUGAACAGCGAUCUGGAGAAAGACGUAAAGGGUGCCGAUGUCAACGCUGGUGCGGUAAAUCCACGUUUUGGUUCCGUUACAGGCCAUGCGUUCUUUAACAUGGCUAAUGCGAUGCCCAGUGCUGUCGAUGUGGGCCAAAAAACAGCGAAUAUCCGUGCACCGAUCGUGCCGAGUUCUGUUGAAUCGAUGUCCACGUUAGAAGUGCACGGAAAAUCCGCAAGCGCUCAAAAUACUACAACGUUGGAUAGCAUUAAAUUAUCUUCAGCAGCGCAGGCAGUACCUGAGACAGCACCGGUUUAUGGGUCUUCGUCAGGAAUUGCGCCAGAAGUACCGAUUGCUAAAUCUGUUGCAUCGCAAACUUCGUCUUUCAGUCUCAACGAACAAAAUCGUGCUACACCCCCAAAACAUGCACAUAGUACAUCGAACGGCGUUACAUCUGCAAAUACAGAGAAUCAAAAAAUGAGCGGAGAAGGCUUUGCAGGUGAUGGCACCAAAGACUCGGGAAAUAUGCGGGAUAUAAAACCGCUUUUUGACACGGUAACACCUUUUGGCGGCGUGCCAACGGGCGGUUUUGAUGUACAAGGCAGCGCUAACAUGGCGCAUUCAUCUUUUGGCAAACCUUUGGUUGAGAACAGUGCACCAGGAGACGUUGUGUCAAACCGGUCUGCCAAUUAUAGCGGUAUGCAGGGUGGCAACGCCCCACAUGGCCUGUUUAGCACGAAUGCAGCCUUUCAAAAUUUGCAAAACAACGAGUUUUCGCUGUUUAAGAACGAUUCAGGCGUAAAAGAGCACAAACCUGGCAGUAAUCAGCCGGUUUCUACGAUUUUUCAGCCUUUCGGGUUGAAGAGCAACCUGCAAAAUGGACCGUUUGGAAAUGCCCAACAGGACGCGAUUCAAGGAUUGAGUGCACAACGAACACAAUUUGACAGCGGAGCGCAGAACGUGUAUGGCAGUGCUGCUCAGCAGGAUGGUGCGGAUCAAACAAGGAGAUGGGAAUCGGGAGCAACCAGUCUGUUUGAUGCGUCUCGAAGCGAUGCACAACCAUGGAAUAAUCAGCAGACAAAACCAGAAAAUUUGUUCAAUACUCCGAGCGGUAAUCAGCCAUGGGGCCAAUUGUCUGGACAACAAACUGCGUUAAACGGCCUUAACAGCUCACAGCCACCGGUCAGCACUCCGCUCAACAACCAAACUGAUUUGUUCAGCGAUUUUAAUAUGAAGAGGAAGAUCGAGUUCACCGGUGUGAAUGACAACCGUCCUAGGGUGUCCAAUCCAACAGAUGCGGGUGAUUCGUUAAACACGUACGGAAGCGCGAAUCCUUUAUUUCAACCGAGUACCGGUCAGAUUGAUGGCACUAAUCCGCUCAGUUACUACAGUUCGGGACAACCGGCAGCUUUUGGACAGAACAUAAAUGCUCCACCACCGUUUGCGCCUGCAAAUGCAACUUACAGCUACGGAUCAUCACUUCCAGCACCGCCAGACUUUAACAAUAAGAAUCAAUUCGCUGGUGUGGGUGAUAAUACGGCACGAACAUCACUCUUUUCGCUCGGAUCGGGGUCUGGAAAUGUGCAGACCGAAAACGUGAAUGAGGAGAAGAAGGAAGAAUCGGGCGGUCUGAACAAGCUGGACGGCAUUUUAAAAGGCGGAUUUAGCUGGUCAAGUUUUGGUCCCAAGUAAAUUGCGCGAUGUGAGUGGAACGAUUGUUACUAAAGUUGUAUUUAAAUUAA